Enterobius vermicularis (human pinworm) is the source of this 405-nucleotide messenger RNA. The record is from the annotation of a GenBank genome assembly. NCBI's taxonomy places the organism in Eukaryota, Metazoa, Nematoda, Chromadorea, Rhabditida, Oxyuridae.
AUGAAAAUACAGUUGGAAAAUUGGAAUGAUCUAGAAACUGAUCGAUUUUCUGAAUGGGAUAUUUGUGAUGUCCGGCCGGACCUGGGUUUUUGUAAGCAACGUUUGUCAACCGGUUCCACAACAACUGUAGAAGUAAAAGUCAGUAGUAACACGACGUUGUCACCAUCAUCGACGUCACUGCCGUUACCGGCGUCGUCGGAGUUGCCGUCGUCGUCGUCAGAGUUGUCGUCACCGUCGGAGUCGUCAUCGACUUCGUCAUUACCAUUGUUGCCAACUACGGAUGUACCAUUUGAGGAUGAUCUGGAGGGUUCUGGUGGCACUGAUCAACCGGAAUUAACAUCGACGACAGAACAAAGUUCAACAAGCGAUUAUGUGACUGCUGAGAUGCAGGCGUUAGAUCUUUGA